CCGCCUCUGCUGCGCAUGCGCGAGCGGUGCAGCAGCGGCCGCGGGAGCCGGGAGUAUUAUGGGCUGUGGGUGCCGCGGAGCAAGAUGGAGCUGUCUGCAGUGGGCGAGCGGGUCUUCGCGGCCGAAUCCAUCAUCAAGCGGCGCAUCCGAAAGGGGCGCAUCGAGUACCUGGUGAAAUGGAAGGGGUGGGCGAUCAAGUACAGCACUUGGGAGCCGGAGGAAAAUAUCCUGGACUCGAGGCUCAUCGCUGCCUUCGAGCAGAAGGAGCGGGAACGGGAGCUCUACGGACCCAAGAAGAGGGGACCCAAACCUAAAACUUUCCUGCUGAAGGCGCGGGCCCAGGCCGAGGCCCUUCGCGUCAGCGAUGUGCAUUUUUCUGUCAAGCCAAGCGCCAGCGCCUCCUCGCCCAAGCUGCACUCGAGCGCGGCCGUGCACCGGCUCAAGAAGGACAUCCGCCGCUGCCACCGCAUGUCCCGCCGCCCGCUGCCGCGCCCCGACCCGCAGGGUGGCACCCCGGGCCUGCGCCCACCCAUCUCGCCCUUCUCCGAGACGGUGCGCAUCCUGAACCGCAAGGUCAAGCCGAGGGAGCCCAAGAGAAGCCGCAUCAUCCUCAACCUCAAGGUGCUGGACAAGGGUCCUGGGGCGGCCACGGCCGGGAGCGGGAGUGGCACUGCCAGCCAGGCGGGGCAGGGUGCCAGCACCCUGGCACGCCCCAAGGUGCCAUCGCGGAACCGGGUGAUCGGCAAGAGCAAGCAGUUUGGCGACAGUGUCCUGCGAUCGCAGCUGCGCCACGUCCAGCUGGGCCCCUUCGCCCUCUACAAGCCGCCCCCCGGCCCGCCGGUGCCCACGCGCCCCGCCGCUGCCACCUCUGCGCCCCUGGACGCGCGCAGCUCCAGCUCCUCCGGCUGCCCCUCGCCCGUGCCCGCCUCCUCCGACCCUGACCCCGACGAUGCACCCCCCAAGCUGCACCCCGAAACCACUGCCACCGCACCCCACUGGCGGGAGCCCGAAGUGCUCGACCUGUCGCGCCAGCCCGAGCCCGGUGCCACCACCGGCAAGCGCGCUUCUGGCAUGGGCAUGGGUGGAGACACCCCCGGCCAGGCCUUGCCCGGGGGUCCCACCGAGCCACCGUCGCUGCCCCCGGCCGAGCCCGAGGCCGGGGACUGGCGCCCCGAGAUGUCACCCUGCUCCAAUGUGGUGGUCACUGACGUGACCAGCAACCUUCUGACCGUCACCAUCAAGGAGUUCUGCAACCCCGAGGAUUUCGAGAAGGUGGCAGGGCCCGCCGUAGUGGGGGGCGCUGGGGCCAGCAGCGGUGGGGCCGGCAAGUGAGGGGGGAGCCCCCCACCAGGAGGCAGGGACCGGGUCUGGGCGCCCUGCCCACCUGUGACAGUGCUUAGACCCGCUCCUGCACCCCCACUCUCCCCACGCCACCCCACCCCAGCCUGCCGGACCCUCUGCCUGUGCUUUUUGCUUGUUCUCAAACCGCUGCGCGUGGACACUCCCCUUUCCCGGGAUGGGAUGGGAUGGGCCCGGCUGGUUGGAGUCCCCUCAAGCCCACAUGGGGGUGGUGCUAAGGGUUGGGGCGGGGGUCCCCUGCUUCUCUGCACCCCCUCUGUGCGUACAGGAUCUGGGGGUCAGCUGCCCCUUCCUCCUUCUCUCCUUGCCCCUCCUUUCCCCGCUCACCUCCCUCCUGCCUCUGGGCAUCUGGUGCAUCUGGCUUCUUGGUGCUAACCUGGCAGCUGAGGGGGGGCCCCACUGUAGCUCCCCUGACCAGAGUGGCUGUACCCCUUACCUCCCAGAUAUUAGGGCUGGACCUGCGGGGCUGGAGGCACUUAGCAAUCAAUACUGCCCCUUCCUCUUCUGACCCCCAUCUGGAAGGUGGGGCCAGGCGGGCCACCCCACGCACGAUUCUCCACCAAAGGUGCUCCUGGGAGCUGCUGAGUUCCCCAUCUCACCUCCGCUGUCGCCCCGGUGCUGUCUGUGUCCUUGUGGGCCCCACUUUCCCAGGGCAUCCUCUUUCACUUCUGUAGAACAGGGUCCAAGGCCUGGUACUCUAUCUGGGGCCAUCUCCAGCCCCUGUGCACUUGGUCCUCCUUGGGGUGCUCAGCAGACAUGCAUGGAGAGACUAGGCAGGUGGGAGACCCCCACCCCAUCUUUCCUCUCCCCCCUCCUGCUUGAGAGGAAGGUCCUGGGUGUCCCCUGUCCCCGUGGGGCUCAGCCUGCCGACUUCUUCCCUGUGCUGUUCCCGGCCUCCCCCAUCCCCCCACCACAAGAGCAGAGUUGGGGAGAGGGGGCCUGUGUGCUUCAGGAUAAUGGGGUGCCAGGGUACCCCACAUAGUGGGCAAGGAGGCUGCAGCAGAGGGGACCCGGGGACCCAGUUAGGCAGCAAAAACCACCUUGUGGGGUGCGUUUUUCUCCCAACCCUCCUCUGUCCCAUUUCCCCCACCCCCCCUUUGUGCUGGCUUCGUGGCCAUUUAAGUGCCAAAUGGCCCCCCCCAAGGGCUGGUAUGCCUCCUCUGUCUCGGGGGGACCCAGACAGGUGACCCAGCGCCCACAGAGACGUGUUUUCCGAGAGUUCGUGGCAUUCGUGACCUUUUUUUGUAAAGGAGUUGUGUUUUCAGAGGUGAUUUUAUGACAGGAAAGUGAGAGUUAGUUUUGCAAAAAACAAAAAACAAACAAAAAAAAACCCAAAAAAGAAAAAAAAAAGAGGCAAAAAAAAAGAA
Suncus etruscus (white-toothed pygmy shrew) is the source of this 2726-nucleotide messenger RNA. RefSeq names its product chromobox 6 (gene CBX6). Lineage: Eukaryota; Metazoa; Chordata; Mammalia; Eulipotyphla; Soricidae. The record is from RefSeq and is a predicted model, not a curated record. The transcript is spliced from 5 exons. Bases 16 to 1332 code for a protein of 438 amino acids.